Molecule: messenger RNA, 1584 nt
Organism: Zasmidium cellare ATCC 36951
Lineage: Eukaryota; Fungi; Ascomycota; Dothideomycetes; Mycosphaerellales; Mycosphaerellaceae
Exons: 7
Coding region: 1-1584 (527 amino acids)
Source: RefSeq, a predicted model, not a curated record
AUGAAGCACGCUCUUUGGGCUCUUUCACUGCCAGUCCUGGCUCCUGCCACCCUACUAAGUCCUAUCAAAGAGUCCACCGCUGAGACACUAUCUCGUCGAGACUUCAAUCGGACAGAGUACAGAGCCUUGCCUCAGUGCGUUGCCAACUGCGUGGACUCCGUUACCACAAGCAAUGACUGCAAACCAUCGGAUACAACCUGCUUCUGCACGCGAGGCAACAUAACCGCGACCUACACAGCAUGCAUCCAAUCCAGCUGCAUGAUGCCCGCAGACCAACUCGAAGGGGCAAGAUACCAAGCUCAUACAUGCAACUAUCCCUACCGCACAAGACAGCCGCUCCAUCGAGGGGUACUUUGGACAACGUUUGCCGUUGCUACGCUGUUCUUCGCUUUACGCAUGUUUUCUCGCAUGCCGGCAUUGCAAGGCAGUGGCUUCUCUUGGGAUGAUCAUGUUAUGAUCUUUACGUACGGCAUGGCUGUCGUUGUGGCUGUUGCUACGGAAUUGACUCUUGUGAAUGGGUCUGGACUUGAUGAGUGGAGGUUGACUCCUGAGCAGAUCAGUCGGUACAUGCUGGUGUAUGGUCGGCCGAUAGAAUCACCCCACCCUUCCGCAUCACGAGCUGGAUCAUCAUUGCGGUUCUCAUCCUUUCCAUCAUUGCGUUCGACCUCGUGCGUCCCUGUCUCGAGCACUUGGAACUACAUCCAGGGCGAAAAGGGCAUAUGCAUCAAUUUGCCCGCCUUGACGUACUCCUACGGUGCCGUCAGCGUCUCUUACGAUGUGCUCAUCUUCUUCCUGCCAAUCCACAGCCUGCUCAAAUUGAACAUCACAUGGCAGAAGAAAGUUGGCGUGUGCGCCGUUUUCCUUGUGGGGUUCGUUGUCACGAUCAUUGCCAUCGUGAGACUGCAGUACCUCGUCCGCUUCCACACGAAACAGAACGCCACCUGGGUCUACCAAACCAUCUCCAUGUGGAGCAUCAUCGAGAUCAACUUCAGCAUCGUAGCAACAUGCAUGCCCGCAACAGCCGGCCUCCUCCAACGCCUCUGGCGCUGGUCCCACGGCGAAUCCCUCUCGACGUCCACCGGCUACGUCGCCAAACAAUCCCAAAUCCCCCCAACAACCGCCGACGACACCCUGAUCGGCUCCCACGACGAGAAAUCGCCCAAGUCCGACCUCGAAUCCGGGAACUCGCGCACCGACCUUGCGGACUGUGAGACGGCCCUCGCACAAGGCGAAGUCGAUGGUCGUGUCCAACGCGAGAUGGGAGGGCCGGGGACAGUCACUGAAACGCAUAAUCCAUCGUCGGCGGCGGAGGUCCUUUCACGUCACCAUCCAGAUUCAUCGUCUGGCGCAACGGCCCUUGUGCAUCAAAGCCACAUUCAUGGUGGAAAUGGAGGACAAAACAUCCAAAUCAGCCACGAACCGCCUAGCCAGCCUGCUGAGGCGGAAUUGCAGUAUCGUGAUGAUAGGGAUGUUUUGCAUAGGGUGGUUUUGAGGGAUGUGCCGGAGGGCAGGAUGCCGGGGAUUAGAUCGCGUGAGAGGAGGAAGACGAGGAGGGAUUUGACGGGGUUGCGGGCGGAGGUUUGA